CACUUUCCUUGUCUCGUACAGCGCGCUUCCUCUACUUCUUAUUAAUAAUGUCUCGGCUCUUGCUGCUUCUAACAGUCACCUUCUGUAUACUGAGUACAGCACUUGCAAUCAGUGUCGAUGUUGCUCCUCAUGGCAAAGAAUGCUUCUAUGAAGACCUCAACAUUGGAGACAAGAUGACUGUAUCCUACCAGGUUGGACAGGGAGGAAACCUUGAUAUCGACUUCUGGAUUUACGAUCAGCAGGGUAGAACUAUCAAAAGCAGUGCUCGUGAGGCUUCUGGAACACAUGUAGUUCAGGCUGUUGCUCCCGGUAGAUACACAUUCUGCUUCGGUAACCAGAUGUCUUCUGUCACUGCAAAGUCCAUUAGUUUCAAUGUUCACGAUAUGGAGAAGGUCAACGAGAGUGCCAAGGAACAUAUCGAUCCUAUUGCACGUGAAAUUCGUGAGUUGGCUGAUAGCAUCCAAUCUGUCAAGUCUGAACAGGAAUACAUUGUAGUUCGUGAACGUAAACACAGAAAUACUGCUGAAAGCACAAACGCUCGUGUAAAGUGGUGGUCGCUCGGUCAGGUUGGAUUGUUGAUUGCUGUCUGUUUGUGGCAGGUCAACUAUCUUAAGCGUUUCUUUGAAGUGAAGCGUGUUGUCUAGAUUACAUAGCUUUCUUUUUUUUCUCUAUCUUUUUGUUAUUAUUUUUUAUUUUGCAUACUGUCUUUUACAAUAUCGACUUUUAUCACAAUGAACUCCUUUUUUUCUUUCGUUCUCUUUUCUACAAACGGUAACGGAUAGGUAAUUUGACUUUAUAUAGAAAUGAGAUCCCAAUAUCCUCUACAACAUAACCUUAAUCAAAUAUGGAAAAUGCCAAUCUUUCAUAACCUC
Molecule: messenger RNA, 872 nt
Organism: Phycomyces blakesleeanus NRRL 1555(-)
Lineage: Eukaryota; Fungi; Mucoromycota; Mucoromycetes; Mucorales; Phycomycetaceae
Exons: 5
Coding region: 48-644 (198 amino acids)
Biological process (GO): protein retention in ER lumen; endoplasmic reticulum to Golgi vesicle-mediated transport; intracellular protein transport
Cellular component (GO): COPII-coated ER to Golgi transport vesicle; endoplasmic reticulum-Golgi intermediate compartment; Golgi apparatus
Source: RefSeq, a predicted model, not a curated record